Molecule: messenger RNA, 1315 nt
Organism: Drosophila rhopaloa
Lineage: Eukaryota; Metazoa; Arthropoda; Insecta; Diptera; Drosophilidae
Gene: Urod
Product: uroporphyrinogen decarboxylase
Exons: 3
Coding region: 159-1229 (356 amino acids)
Biological process (GO): heme biosynthetic process
Cellular component (GO): cytosol
Molecular function (GO): uroporphyrinogen decarboxylase activity
Source: RefSeq, a predicted model, not a curated record
CUCACACCACCAUGUGAAACCGUAAACAAAGUGGGGCAGAACGCACACUCAUGCAAGAUUGCAGAAUUCCUCAACGAAUUUCAUUAAAUUAGACCGGAAUUGCCGGUGAAUAUAACUAAAGGAGUUUCUAUCAACCUGUCCGACAGCCAACAGUCAGAAUGAAAGACGCCAAGCCCUUCCCCGUGCUCAAGAACGACAACCUGCUGCGGGCCGCCCGUGGCGAGGUGGUUGACCGCGUGCCCGUGUGGGUGAUGCGCCAGGCCGGACGCUAUUUGCCGGAGUUCCAAGAGCUGCGCAAGCAACACGACUUCUUCACCGUCUGCCGCACCCCGGAGCUAGCGUGCGAAGUGACCAUGCAGCCACUGCGCCGUUUCGAUCUGGACGCCUCCAUCAUCUUCUCGGACAUCCUGGUCAUUCCGCAGGCCCUCGGCAUCACCGUAGAGAUGCAUGCGGGUGUUGGUCCCGUCCUACCGCAGCCCAUCGCUGUGCCCGAGGACCUGAAGCGCCUGACUCCGGACGGAGCCCUGUCCCGUCUCAGCUACGUGGGCGACGCCAUCACCAUGAUGCGGCACAAGCUGGAAGGGCGAGUGCCACUCAUCGGCUUCACUGGGGCGCCUUGGACGCUCAUGGGCUACAUGAUUGAGGGCGGCGGCAGCAAGACCAUGUCCAAGGCCAAGGCAUGGCUUAAUGACUAUCCGGAGGACUCCAAGCUGUUCCUUAACCUUCUGACCGACGCCAUUGUGGACUACUUGGAGAUGCAGGUGAAGGCUGGCGCCCAAAUGCUGCAGGUAUUUGAAUCAUCGGCGGAGCACCUCUCAAAAGAGCAGUUCCUGCAGUGGGGAGCGCCAUACUUGAAGAGGAUACGCGACGAGUUAGUAGACCGACUCACCAAGAAGGCAAUUCCAGUGGUUCCCAUUACGCUUUUUGCUAAAGGUGCUGGACACUCUCUGAAGGAACAGAGCGAACUGGGCUACGACGUCAUUGGGCUGGACUGGACUGUGGAUCCCAUCGAGGCACGCAGUGUGGUGGGACCGAACAUAACGCUGCAGGGCAAUCUGGACCCCCAGGACAUGUACCGCGAUCCGGAUGAGCUGCGCAACCUGACCACCGAGAUGGUGCACAAGUUCGGCAAGUCGCGCUACAUCGCCAAUCUGGGGCACGGCAUCACGCCCCAGACCCCGAUUACGAGCAUGGAGGUGCUGGUGGAAGCGGUGCACAAGGCUUUAUAAGCGGCGGCUCCAGCUCUCUUAAUUAACUCAUUUAAUGAUGCUUUUAUCGAAUGCAAUAAAGACAAUUGGCCUUGGGUUUAGGGUAA